AUGAAGGAGGCUCAAGAGUUAAGAAACCCUACCGAUAUGUAUUAUGCACAACCGCUCGAUGAUAAUUUGUUUGAAUGGCAUUUUACGGUUCGGGGACCAGCAGACACUGAUUUUGAUGGUGGCAUAUAUCACGGCCGGAUUUUAUUACCUGUUGAUUACCCUAUGAAACCGCCAAGUGUGAUCUUCCUCACGCCUAAUGGCCGGUUUCAACUGAAUCAAAAGAUUUGCUUGAGCAUUUCCGGUUACCACCCGGAGUCUUGGCGACCUUCCUGGUCAAUUCGGACAGCGUUAUUGGCGUUUAUUGGCUUCAUGCCUACACAGUCUGCUGGUGCUCUAGGUGCCUUAGAGUACCCUCCAGAAGAACGGCGACGAUUAGCUCUUUUAAGUCAGAAAUGGGAAUGCAAGGAAUGCGGAUUGCGUAUGUGCGACGCUCUAGCAAAGCAACCUACAAAUGGUAGUUCUAAGGACAACGAGGAGGCGCGCCAACUUGUCCAGCGAAUUGUGCUUGUUAGUUAUUGA
Messenger RNA from Enterobius vermicularis (human pinworm), 519 nucleotides. Lineage: Eukaryota; Metazoa; Nematoda; Chromadorea; Rhabditida; Oxyuridae. The record is from the annotation of a GenBank genome assembly.